AUGCUUCUUAAACAAGAUUUUCCAUAGUCUCAAACUAGCCUUAAUCAAUCACCAUCAUUGACAUUAUAUCUUUAUAAACAUUCUUAAGCUCAGUCUUGAGAAUUCAUUGUGCAGAAGGAACCUACACAUCUUAUUUUCUUCGUAGCCGGAAUUGAAACUUACAAAAUGAUAGAAUCCGCCCCUUCGAAAAUACUUAUAGGAAUCUCAUUAGAUCAAGAACAAAGCAUGGAACUUCUAUCUUGUGCAAUCUGUAAUUUGGCUCGUCCAAAUGAUGUUAUCAUUGCCAUGCAUAUUCUUGUGACAGAAACCAGAACGAGGAGCAAGGAGAAAAGGAGAUCUCCCAAAUCAAUGAACAGAUAUCAUACACAAAUACGAAAAGCAAAAGCUUUUGUCAUAUCUGUUAUGGGUGAAUUUGCCAAUGUUUGCCGUGCCAAACAGGUGAAAUUGGAGGCAAGAGUUGGAUUUAGUUCUAGUGUUGGAAAAGGACUUAUUGAAGAAACCAAAAACAUAUCAUCUAAGUAUCUACUCAUUGCAACCAAAAGUCACGAAUCAAACCGGACCAGGGUCUCUCAAACACAGAAGUACUGUAUUGAUCAUAUGCCAAAUUCAUGUUCACUAGUUUUAGUUCAGAAAUCUGAUAUGCCACAACUAGAUUUGAAGUCAACAGCCAUUGACUUAGAAGAUUUCCCCAAUAAAAAGAGUGAGCAAGAGUCCCCUAGAAAUGUGAUGGAUUUAUCUGAAGGAGAUAGUAUUGAAGAAGAUAGUUCUAGCUUUGAGGGAUCAACCAUAACAGAGUCUCCUCCAUCACCAAACGCUCGAGAAUUGAAAGUGCAAUCUUCUUUUAGAUGGUCUAUAUCAUCGUUGAAGCGCAUUUCAUCUUUCUUACGCUUACCAUUUGAGCAGAACGCAAAACAAACAGAAGUCAAGCAUCCAAUCAAAGAACAACCACGACCUCUAUUGAAGUGCUUCAGUUAUGAUGAGCUUGCCAAUGCCACAAAUAACUUUAAUGAAGAUAAUAUUGUUGGAAUCGGAGGUUAUUCCGAGGUAUACAAAGGUAAUCUAGAAUCUGGACAAGUCAUUGCAGUUAAAAAGCUAGCCAAGGACAACAAAGAUCAAAAUAAGGAGAAAGAGUUCCUAAUGGAGUUGGGCAUUCUUGGACAUAUUAACCAUCCCAACACCGCGAGCUUAGUUGGUUGUUGUGUCGAAAAUGGAUUGUAUCUCAUAUUCAACUACUACCCUAAUGGAACUCUCUCCUCUGCGAUACAUGGUAAAAGAGACAAGCAUUUAGAGUGGCCUGAAAGAUACAAAAUUGCACUCGGAAUUGCUAGAGGGUUACAUUAUCUUCACACAUGUUGUAAGCACCGUAUAAUACACCGUGAUAUUAAAGCAUCCAACGUUCUUCUAGGUCCAGACUUUGAACCGCAGAUUUCAGACUUUGGUCUGGCGAAAUGGCUGCCUAGCCAAUGGACACACCAUGCUGUAAUUCCUGUCGAAGGGACAUUCGGAUACUUAGCACCAGAAUACUUCAUGCAUGGGAUUGUUGAUGAAAAAACAGAUGUGUUUGCAUUUGGAGUUCUUCUUUUAGAGAUCAUAACAGGGCGAAUGCCCAUCGAUUCAGAAAAGCAGAACCUGGUUUUGUGGGCAAAGCCACUUAUGGACACUGGAGACAUCAGCGAAUUAGUUGAUCCAGAUCUAGAAGAAGCAUAUGACUUUGAUCAAAUGCAUAGACUAGUCCUCACAGCUUCAUAUUGUGUACAACAAUCUUCGGAUUCGCGACCUACCAUGACUGAGGUGCUGGAAGUUUUACAAAGCGGAAAUGAGUCAGAAUUCGCAAAGAGUUGGGAUAUACCAAAAUUUAAACAAGAGGAGAACGAAAUGGAUGAUUAUUCCAUGAUCUUUGGGUAUGAUGUUCCUUCAGAUAUAAGUUUGGAAGAUAUAUAGGGUACCCUAUUUAUUUUUUUGGUAAGGGCUUGUAGUUUUGGCCCAGGCAACUCCCAUAAAAUAAUCAGGUUUAAAUAUAUUAGAGACAAAUUGGAUUUUAAUAAUCAAAACUAUAACCUAUUGACUGGCAACAGUUGUGACCAAUGAUACUUCUAACUUUCACUUUCUUUGCCAAUGAUAAUCCACUCUAACGAAGAAAGACUUCUACCCCUAACUUUCAUUUGUGUCAUUUUAAAAGAAUUUCCAAUAUCGUGACAAUGAUUAAAUCAGUCAAUCGGUCAUUAUGGGCGACCAAAGAUGUUUUUCCAUUAAAGUGGGAUUUGCCUUGGCAACGAAAGUAAAUACUGAAAGUGUCACACACUUCUGAGUUAUUAUCGUGCAAUGGUUAUAGUGUGGAUUAUUAACAUCUGUUUUGGUUAUAUUAAAUUUAAUUUCAUUAUUGAUUGUCACUAUAGCAUGCCUUGUAUUUCUUUUUUAGUUUUCAAGUGUUAAUCAAGGAAGAAUAUUAUUGUUCUUUUAUCGGUUGUAACUUCUUUGUGGCUCAGUCUUUAUUGAUGUUUUUACGAAUUUAUAUUUGGUCUCAA
Messenger RNA from Helianthus annuus (common sunflower), 2525 nucleotides. RefSeq names its product probable receptor-like serine/threonine-protein kinase At5g57670. Bases 166 to 1941 code for a protein of 591 amino acids. The record is from RefSeq and is a predicted model, not a curated record. The transcript has 10 exons. NCBI's taxonomy places the organism in Eukaryota, Viridiplantae, Streptophyta, Magnoliopsida, Asterales, Asteraceae. Gene Ontology annotation, molecular function: protein kinase activity; ATP binding. Gene Ontology annotation, biological process: protein phosphorylation.